UGGAGCAGUGCAGACAGGCAUCUGGACAUUUCAUAUCUAGAUUCACUCAGCAGGAAUGACUCUUCAACCUACAAGCAUCCCAGACUUCAGCACCACGGCUAUAUAUGGGCACCAAAACAACACCAAUGACAGUCAUUGUCCCAAUGAAGAUGACUGGGAUUGGCUCUACAGCAUGCAGCCAGUGUAUAUGCUGCUCAUCACUGUACUAGGAGUCAUAUUUAAUAUGUUUGUCCUGAUGGUUUUCUGCCUCCACAAGAAGCCCUGCACCGUGGCUGAGAUCUACUUGAGCAACUUGGCUGCUGCUGACCUUCUCCUGGUGUCUUGUCUGCCCUUUUGGGCUGUCAGUGUAUACAACGGUUUUAACUGGCCCUUCGGACAGUUCCUGUGCAAAGUCGUCAACGUGGGCAUCAACAUGAAUGCCUACUGCAGCAUAUACUUCCUUGUUUUGGUUAGCAUAGAUCGUUAUGUGGCACUGGUGCAUACGAUGUCCCAUGGGAGAAUGCGCAGGCCGAAAUAUGCCAAACUGGCCUGUCUGCUGGUGUGGGGCUUCGGCUUACUCCUCAGUGUCCCCGCACUCAUUUUCAGGAUAGUAAAACAUAUACCUGAGUAUAAAGCUCAUGCAUGCAUGCUGCAAUACCCAAACCACACUGUAGAGCUGCUCUAUGAUGGGAUGUUGAUCGUUUUAAGCUUUAUCAUCCCCUUUUCAAUUAUUUCAUUCUGCACUGUCAAGAUUAUUCAGGCUUUGAAGAACCAGACAGUAGAGAGGUUCAAUGCUGUGAAAACAGAGCAGAAGGCCACCAUUCUGGUGUUGGUUGUCCUCCUAGCCUUCCUGAUAUGCUGGGUGCCUUUCCAUGUGGUCACCACACUGGAUGUUAUAAUGAGAGCGGAGGUCCUGAGAGGGUGUCACCUCACUGCAGCCCUAGAAAUCUGCAACCAGGUCUUCACUUACUUAGCCUUCCUCAACAGCGCUCUUAACCCGAUCCUGUACGUCAUUGUUGGGAAGAACUUCCGGAAAAAAGUCCAGGAACUCUUCAAGCAGUGGGUGAUUAAGAGAAGAGCAACCACUGAGUCCACACGCUCAAACCUUUCUUCAACACUGAAGACUUUGGUAUAAAAUACUGCUGUCAAAAGCACUGUUCCCCUCAAGUAGGCUUUGCAAAAAGAUGACCAAAUUCAAGUUAAGAUUUGCAGUGGACAUAAUUGUGUAGUAAAGGGACCAAAUCAUUCUUUUUCAUUAUCAAUCAGUAAUGAGACUAGGUUUCUAGGUUUAAUAAAUUCUAUGAAACAUAACUCUAUGUAUAUGGACACAAAAGACUUGAAUGAAUGUUCCCUCCUGGAGAGGCUGUUCUGACAAAAGUGUUAUUCAUCUCAACCAUGUUACAUAAUUAUAUAUCACUUAGCAUAAGUUAGAAAACCUAACCACAUAGAAAUGUUACUCACACUUUUUUGACAAUUCCACAAACUGCAGCUGCGGUGCACUGUUACAAAUUUUGCAAACAUCAGAAUCUUGAACGUACAGAUAGUUUGAUGUAAAUCUGCCUGGUUUGCUGUAAAAUAAUGUAUAUAAAUAUAAUAUUCAUAUUUUGUCUUUGAUUGCUUAUAACUCAUACUGUAAAUAGUGCUGGUGUUUGU
Molecule: messenger RNA, 1632 nt
Organism: Scomber scombrus (Atlantic mackerel)
Lineage: Eukaryota; Metazoa; Chordata; Actinopteri; Scombriformes; Scombridae
Product: B2 bradykinin receptor-like
Exons: 2
Coding region: 56-1114 (352 amino acids)
Biological process (GO): neutrophil chemotaxis; smooth muscle contraction; immune response
Cellular component (GO): membrane
Molecular function (GO): bradykinin receptor activity
Source: RefSeq, a predicted model, not a curated record